UUCCUCCAUCAAUCUUAUCGGUCAGAGUAAAUACAUACUCGUUCACUUAGCGAGGGCCUCUACCAUUAACCAAAAGAGCCAGUUCGAUUUAUCACCAGGUUUGCCACCAAACAGGUUCAUAUCCAAUCACGUGACCCGAUUUAUACGCAAUUGUUGCAUUUUUGGAUUUCUGGAAUUGUUAGCAAUGAAGAAAUUUUGAUCAAAAAAGAGUCGUAAUGGAUUAAGUUUUAGAUAUUCAUAGGGUCCCUGGACCAGUUCCUAAAGCAAAAUGGAAGAAAAAUCAAAACUCCGGUACACGGAGAUUGACGGGGUGGAGACCACCGACAUAGAAAACUUCCCAUACUCUGCCAUCAAGGCCCUGGGGGCGGUGCAGAUUGGCCUGGGGGUCACGUGUCUGGUGCUGGGUCUGCUGGACGUUUUUCUGUAUCUAUUUAUGGACGAUGACCAAUUGGCGACGGCGGGGGAUAGCACGCUGAUGACGCUAACCAUCGCUUCCUCACCCAUCUGGUGCGGACUCUGGUUUAGUGUAACUGGUUGUAUGGCGGCGUGUAUGAACAAAAGAAACAAGUCCAACCUUAAUUAUUUUAAAAUGACGUUUUUGGUGCUCAGCAUCCUGUGUUCUGCGUUGUUUGCUCCAGUAUGUUGUAUCAUCAACAUUGCCAUGGCAGUUCUGCGCCAUGAACUGGAGCCGACUUCCUACCGCUGGAUGGUGCCUAUUCUGGUCGCCUUCUUUGCUUUCAAUGAGUUGGUGUUUGCCAUUGCUUCAGCCUCCAUAUGUUGUUGUUGUGCCCCAAUCAAAACUACACAGGUUCGAGUUGUUAUGGCGAGACAAGUAGACGAUUCCAAGGACAUGAAUUCUAUUGGUGCCUCGGGGACGAACAAAAGUCCCGAAUCCAUGGAUAUAUUUACCACCACAGAUCGGCACGGCAGACCGCUGAAAGCGUCCCCGCCAAACGAAACCACAGACAACUUUAAAUCCGCGGAACCACCGAAAGUCGUCAUUCCGCCAAAGGGCUCCACCAAAAAAUCGCCACCAGCUGCACCGCCGGACGAGAACGAUUACAGGCCGUACACCAAGGAGUCAAGUUAUGACAAGAUGAAACGCUUGGUGCUGCCUAGCUCAUCCUUUCCGCGAACCGAGGAGAUCGAACCACGUGACCAGUUCUAAAACUAAUACCUUUCUACGCGGCGUGAUAUCAUUUGAAGAGACUCCAAAUAUGUAAUUUUAAUCAUCGUUUUAUUUAUUGCGGUUUUUGUGUGCUUAGCUAAAACCGUUUGUCCAAGUGAAGCAACAAGUGUUGUCCGUCCAAGCUUAGAAACUGUUAUACGACAUUUUUACAUUAACAUAAUUAACGAGUGCAGAACUGUUUUUCUGAACUGCAAAAUGCAUUUAAAUUAUUCUUAAGAGUUAGUUUUAUGAUCGGACACUGUUUUUGUGUUUUGUAGACAAAUACUUUUUCGUAUACCGCCAUGUCUUUUACAGUUACCCCUAUUGUACAGGUACUUCAUACUUAACAUAUGUUAACCUUUCCUAAACAAAUGUCAUUCAUAAUUGAAAAUUAUAUGUAUUUGACAUUUCAUCUUGUUUUUUUUAUUUUAUCGUUUGAAACAUGAGAAUGACACAAAAAUAUUUAACAGAAAACUGAAAUACCUAAUGACUUGCUUUGAAGACAGUUUUCUAAUAUGAUUAUAUCUAAAGGCAUUUUAUUAUCAAUGGUGUGAUAAACAUUGCUUUAUUCAAAAAUUUUGUUGUGAAUAUUUUCAUAAGAUUGUGUUGUAUAUUUAAAAUCUUGUGAUGUAUGUUUAAAAUCUUGUGAUGUUUGUCUAAAAACUUGUGGCGUGGUUUCAAAAUCUUGUGACGUAUAGUAUUUUAAAUACCUAGGGUGAUGCAACGUCAAAAUCUUGUGAUGCAUACUGUAAAUUCCUUAUAUAUCGCGAGUACUUAAUUCCGCGAUCCCGCUGUUUUGUAUCAAAUCGCGAGAAUAUAAAAUCUCGAACGCGGAACUUUUAUUAUAUCUAAAAGCAAUUUAUUAUCAAUGGUGUGAUAAACAUUGCUUUAUUCAAAAAUUUUGUUGUGAAUAUUUUUAUAAUAUUGUAUGUUUAAAAUCUUGUGAUGUAAGUUUAAAAUCUUGUGAUGUAUGUCUAAAAACUUGUGGCGUGGUUUCAAAAUCUUGUGACAUAUAGUAUGUUAAAUACCUAGGGUGAUGCAACGUCAAAAUCUUGUGAUGCAUUCUGUAAAUUCCUUAUAUUUCGCGAGUACUUUUAAAGUUCCGCGAUCCCGCUGUUUUGUAUCAAAUCGCGAGAAUAUAAAAUCGCGAACGCGGAACUUUUACCCUUAUUUUUAUAGUUCUCAACUCUAAGAAAAAUAAUGGCGAGAUUUUUCAAUCUGCGAAGGGUGCUUCUCGCGAUUUUACGCGGAUAUUAGUUACUCGCGUUUAAUUAGGAAUCUACAGUAUCCAAAAUCUUGUAAUUUAUGUUCUAUAAUCGUGUGGUGUGUGUGUGCAAUAUCUUGAACAUAAAAGAUUUUGAAUAUACAUUGCAAUACACUGAACAAACAUUACCAGAUUAUAGAAUAUACAUCACAAGAUUUGGAAUAUACGUCACAAGAUUUUGAACAUGCAUCACACAAGACAUUGAAAAUAUAUCACAAGAUUAUGAUUUUACAUCACAAGAUUGAUCGGUUUCUAACCUGAUUCAUGAGAACCUAAUAAAAGUUUGCAAUCCAA
Messenger RNA from Magallana angulata, 2726 nucleotides. RefSeq lists its product as uncharacterized. Bases 269 to 1168 code for a protein of 299 amino acids. The transcript has 6 exons. NCBI's taxonomy places the organism in Eukaryota, Metazoa, Mollusca, Bivalvia, Ostreida, Ostreidae. The record is from RefSeq and is a predicted model, not a curated record. Gene Ontology annotation, cellular component: membrane.